Messenger RNA from Sycon ciliatum, 5340 nucleotides. RefSeq lists its product as uncharacterized. The transcript has 6 exons. NCBI's taxonomy places the organism in Eukaryota, Metazoa, Porifera, Calcarea, Leucosolenida, Sycettidae. The record is from RefSeq and is a predicted model, not a curated record. Gene Ontology annotation, biological process: regulation of apoptotic process. Bases 1380 to 4724 code for a protein of 1114 amino acids.
CUGCAGGAUACCAGUUAAUCAGCUAUGGUAGAUGUAUGAGAUGUUGACAUGUCAUGUCGGCAUGGAGACGGCCUUUCCAUGGUAACUGGAGCUGUGAAAGAACUCAGUUCUGAUUUGACUAGCUUACUUUUCUGUUGUGGUGAAACAAUGUCAGUAUGAAAGGGAGGACGGCCUAUGCAUUGUAACUGGAGCUGCUGAAGAACUGUCUGCUUGAUGUACUUAGUUUUCUGUUGUGGUGAAUCAAUGGCAGUAUGAAAGGGAGGAAUGCCCCACAUAAUCAAAUUAUAGACCUGAGAAAUGUUGCAGAGCAUGUGAUUUCAGCAGACGUGUUACAUGAUUGGCAGGUACUGGUUUGAACAGUGCUAGGAUAAGAAGUGCCAUGGAAACAUUUUGCACUGACACUCAGUGCAUGACCACAGAUACGUAGCGUGCAGAUAAUGUGGUGCAACUUCAAGAGAUUCAGUACUGAGACAAUAUGCACGUUGUACAGAUGUAUGAAGUUCUGUACUAAGGUCGUAGGUGUGUACAGACCCGGCUGGGUGUUCAUUGUGUGCUAUAUAUGCGCAUUUGACCAAUUUCAGCCUCAUAAUUUGUAGCAAACAAUCGCUUUUCCAGCUUCUUCACUUUGGUUAGAACUAAUAACUAGCUAGAUCUUUGUCAGAAAAAGGUUUUCGCAAGAAAUGCCUUCAGGGCCCAUUUCUUAGUGGAAAUAGCAGUAAACACAAUAGGGUCCUGCACAUUCAACACUCAACCGGGUCUACAGGAUUCUACGAGAUCCUACGGGAUUUCGUGCAUCUGUACAACGUGCAUAAGGCUCAUACCAUCAUCCUCUUCUAAGGUUUCAUUUGCUUAAAUUCACAGCAGUCAGUUACAUUCCAAUGAAAUUCUUGUGCUCAAAUGGUCCUGCUAAACUGUUCUUGUUGAAAUUCUGGUGCUGAAAUAGGAUUAUUCUGGGUGUUGUAGAGUAGCUAAACCCAAUUCAUCUUGAACAUCCUUCCCAUUUUCUUCAAUAAAUUCUUCCUCAUAUCUAUGUUGUCUGAGCCCCCGCGACCAGUCAGACAGAGCAACGAAUUGUUCGGGUUGAUACGGUUUACUUGGCCUCAAACGACGAAUAAAGGGGACAAAGGAAAGGAGCAGGGCUCAGGAGGACAACGGAAACGAUAAGAGUAACAAAAGGGCAGAAAACCACGAGAGAGAGAAUAAAACGGACCCAACAUGAGGAGCUGCGACGACUACAAACGGAAGACCAGGAAAACGGCGCAGGGCCACAAGUUAUAACCCAAACGGAUCCAGGCACGAACCCAGGCACAGAGCCAGGCACGUACCCAGGCACGGACACGUAAUCUUAGCAGUAACCAGGCAAAAAGCGUGCAGACAGCAUGCAAUCAGCGUGUGAACAGCGUGCAGCUAAACUACGUACAACAUCUACAUCACGUGUAUUGUGCUUUGUUCUGGUGUAUGUGUAUUGUGCAGCUGAUAAUGGCCAGUACGCAGCAGCACUAAGUGAGCUGAUCAAGGAAGGUGUCCAGCUGAUACCGUACGGGCGCCUGAUAAUGUGCGGGCCGGGCCGCACAGGCAAGACCAGCUUCCUGCGAUCCCUCCUGCGUCAAGCAUUCAUGUCAAAGGUCGAUAGUACCAUCGGUGUGGAGCUGGAGAAGGUGAUAUGCACGAUCGAGAAGCAAGGGUUAAAGUAUGUCUGGAAGCAAGCUGAAGAUUCUUACCAGCAGCAGUUGGCCCUGACGCACAGAGCUGUUGGACAAGAACACAGGAAGAAAGAGAUAGUAGCAGCACUGAGACAACAAGGUGUGGAGAUCCCAAAGAACACCAGGUCCACAUCCUCCAUGCCAUCAACACCCGUGACAUCACCAUCCGCUGUGAUUGAGACUGAGCAAGCAGAUACAGCCAGUGUGUGUGAAUCUGCUGUCAGCCAACGUGAUGAAGCCACCCACACCGGGUACUCUGGUCAAUCAGCUACCAGUUCAUCUGAAACCAUGGACUCUCAGAAUGUGUCCACUGCAUCCAAGCCGGAGGAGGUCUCAACCAUGAGUGUAGAACAGGUAGCAACAGCAGAGCAAGAUGUGCAGCAGCUACAGACGGAGAUCAACUCAGCAACGCAGAAGUUUGAAGGCUUCAUUGAAGAUCUGAAGAAGGGCAAAAGUGAAGUUUUCACUGCAGAGCAUCUGAAAAACUUGACAUUUAUGGACGUCUGGGACUUUGCGGGUCAGAAGCUGUUUGCCGCGAUCCAACACAUGGUCCUGGCUUGUGACCGAUGUGCGUAUGCUGUUGUGUUCGAUGCGUCAAAGAAGCUCCAGGACAGAGCAAAGCCGACGUUUGGUGUGGACGGUGAGGAACGGCCGCUUUCCAACAACCUGGAGCAGACCAACUUUGAUGUGAUGGAGACGUGGUUCAACGCUAUCCACGAGGUUAUUGGAGACAGCGACAACGUACCGGUGUUUGCCAUUGGCACACAUGUGGACAACUUACCAAAGAAGCCAGAAGCAAGGAUGAAGGCAACUGAAGAGAUAAAGAAGUACAUCUUGGCCAAUUCAGAGGGUAAGGCCUAUGCCAACAACAUCGACAAGGUGGUAUUUGUGGACAACACACGAGCUGGCAAGGAUCCGGAAGACCCAGCAGUUGUUCAGCUACGGCAAGACAUCGUCCAGCAGCUGCAGCAUCAGUUUAGCGCUCCCAUUCCACUUCGUUGGCUUCCUGUAACAAUCUCCAUUGGGCACAUUGCAAAAUCAUUUGAACGACCAUGGUUAUCUGUUGACGAGCUACGUCGCUUGGCCAUUGCUGUUGGUAGCAUCUCCAGUGAGGAUUCGGAGUCCGAUUUCCAGGAGAUGGUGAAGUUCCACCAUGGUCUUGGUCAUUUGCUUCGUUUUGUUCACAAUGCCCGUCUUCGUGAUCGUGUGAUCAUUGACAUCCACUGGGUUCUGAAGACCAUGUCACUGCUCUUUUGUCCUGAGCCAAAGGAUAUGCAGAGCAAGCGUCUACGUCCACAAUACGACUUGCUGACUCAGGAUGGCAUCCUCCUGGAAAGUCUUGCCAUGCACCGCUGGUCACAGCACAAUCGUAUGACAUCGCGCUACACGGCCACAGAAGAACAGCGCAAUUUCCUGUUUGAGAUGGGUGAGCACUUUGCCCUAUUCUACAACACCAAGACAUCUGUGAGCGUGCCUGGUCAGAGAAAGGAGGUGGUGACAACUCGCAAGUUCUUUGUACCAGCACUAGUGGAGCGAGUUGCACGUCUUCAAGAUGAAUUGAGCAAAGGCAAGCCAAGUUCAGCUAUGUACCUUUACAGUGGUGCAGAUCGUUACUUUCCACAAACCCUGUUCUGGUGUGCUGUUGUGAGGUGUAUGCAACGCUACAGUCCAAAGGUGGAUCCCAUCCUCUAUCACACAUCGGCACGUAUUCUGGUGAAGGAUCGCUUCUGGCUUGUCAUGCAGUAUUUCCAGCAUGGCAUUCGCCUGUCACUGGAGAUUCCCGUCGCGGCUGGCACAACGAAGUCUUCUUCUACCGAUGCUGUUACUCGCGUGGCAAAUUCAGUUGGCUCUCCUGGCGUUGGUACUGCAGCAAGCGAGGAUGAUUCCGCUGCAGUCAAGCUUUGUCAUGAGCUUCUACCAUACCUGGAGUCGGAGCUUGACAAUCUGAAGGCAUUCUCGCUGACUCAUGUGAAGUUUAGCAGAGCUGUUCGCUGUCCAUGCUCGUUCAGUCGAGAUGCGUGUCGCAAGCACAAGAAGAAGGGUUGUGCAGAGAUUGGCUGUCAGCACUUUGCUCCACUGGUGGAGGGAUUGCGUCCACGUUGUACCAUCGGAGGACGCCCAGAAGUGGAUAUCAGUGAUGUACGGCAAUACUGGCCAUGCUUUGCCAAAGAUACACAGGCCGCAGAGCUUGCUGAUCCUGAGAAGCCAAUGCCGGCAAUGCCAAUGACAGUUGUGGAGCCCGCAGUCAAGGACAGUGAAGUUGCAGCAACUGCCCAGAAGCCCGCGGCUGUGCCAAAGAGAGCUACAGCCUACCAGCAAGUGCUGUGCAAGCAUUAUGCUGCAAUACAGAGUAGCUUAGCUAUCAAUGUGAUGGACUGUGUCAAGAGCUUGCGUGCAGAAGGUCACCUCAGUACCGAAGUCGUAAUGGAAACCAGAUCCCUGCAGAAAUCAGCAGGGCAAGAUGAGACUCUAGAUCACAUGUGUGCUCUUCUGGAGAAGCUCCCCGAUGACGGAAUGUGCUUCUUUGUUGAAGAUAUCCUUCCGUCGCAAGGUCUGUCACAGCUCGUGGAGACAUUCCGUGUGUGUCCUGGUCCUGGAAAGUGUUCACUGCAUCGCAAUGACCUGCAUCCUGUAUCAGUGUGUUCCAGUGACAAGACACUGUCCAUGCAGACUAGUGUUGAUGCCUCCCAGACUGGUAAUGCCAAGAGUAGUCAACUUGAGACUGGGAUGUCUGCUCUUCACCAGGAGGUACUGCGCUCGAGCUUUGUGGAAAUGAAGCGUAGUUUGGAUGUAGAAGAGGGUAUUCUAGACCAUCUCUAUGCUGAAAGCAUCAUCCCCAAGCACAUCUGGAAGAAACUCCAUGCUAUGAAGGAUCGUGAAGACAAGGCAUCAGACUUCCUUCAUGCUCUGCCUGGCUGGGGCUCUACAGCAUUCCGUCACUUUGUCACUGCACUGGACAAGAGUGAGACCCUUGUUCACCACGAGCUUGCGGAGAUGUUGAAGAACAAGCUACUGGAAUAGAUAACAGUGGUUAUCCAAUGCUAACGGCUGCUUGAGCAUCCACGUACUCUUCUUCUGCGCUGCUCAGUUCUGUGUUGACACGGAGGUUGUGCAGAUCAUCGAGCCGGAUGGUGAAUGCCGAAGACAGUUUCCAAUGCAGGAUCUGUUCUGAGUUGCGUCUUUCUUGCGUGUGUGAACUGUGCUGGGUAGGUGAUAUUACCAGCAUUGCUCACUCUACCAGGUAUCAUGCCUUUUGCAAUUAGAUUUGUGAAAUUUGUAAAAAAAUAUGCUAGACAUAGUUUUCUAUUCCCUUCUAACACUCUAUUGCUGCUUUCACUAAAAUAUCACUGGGUAUGCACUUUGCCACUUUAUUGUUGAUAUCCUCUACUGAUAUUCAAAUGAGAAUUAGAUGUCCUCUUCUUCAACUCUGUAAAAUUGAUAUACUAUUAUUGCACACUGCAUUGUGUAUGCACAUCAGCCGGGGAGUCGUGCCCAAACCACUCCCUGAUGCGUAUCGUAUAUGCAUGGUGACCUCAGCCCACAUUUGAUACAGAUAUUGAUAUUUUGAUUUCCGAUUAUGAGUCCUGCCACCGUUUAGUUAUUUUCUUGAGCAGCACAGAGAGCUGCUAGAACGCUG